UGACCGCAGGUGAUCCGCCCACCUCGGCCUCCCAAAGUGCUGGGAUUACAGGCAUGAGCCACCACACCUGGCCCCUUAGUCUUUUAAGAAGCGGCAGUGAACCUUCUCAACUAAAUGUUGCAGCCAUAAGCUUUCCUCCAUGGGGAAUAUACCAUUGGGAUUGAGGAGGGGCCCUUAGGCCAGGGGAAACAUCAAUGGAACCUGAUUCUUCCACAACACCCCAGAUGUUGGGCCUCAAACAAGCUGGGGAGGGUGGAGAUGACAGACACUGCCUACGCUUCUUGUCAUCUUGUGUGGUCCCCAUCAUGCACCAAGUGGCAUACCUUUCAUAGGACAGAGAACUUCCCUGAGAGUCACAUGCCUGGAUGAAAAAUUGCCCUCCAUUGGCAUGUGCCAUCAUAGAAUAGGUCGUGCAAGGACCGGUUGGUUCUAGGAGGAAGAAAGACCGGUAAAAAUAAGCACCCUUUCUCUCUCUGCCCUGCUGCCAGAACUGCCUGUUCUCACAUGACCCACCUUGGCAGUUACCCAGGAUGACUGUUGCUCGCUCCCAUUUUACAGUAGAGAAAACUCAAAACUGUUACCCCAGAGUCACAUUUGGAGCUGUGGCAGGGCCAUCCUCGCCCUCUUGCUUUCCAGUUUGAGUUCUAGAUCCAAGGCUGUCCAGGAGAGCCAACUCGUUUACUACAAUGGAGUCUUGGAGUCUUGGAGUCUUCUGCCCUGCCUAGCUAGGGCUGGAAGAGGAUCAGCCUCAGCCUUGUGAGUGGGUGGUACAGGAUGAUUUGACAACUUAAGGAUAACAUGCAAGCCAUAGUUGCACCCUAUUACUGGGAAGUGUCUAGUGUGCUGGCAAAACCAGGAGCACCAAUCAAUACCCAAGUUAUAAAAAAUAAAAUAGCCCUCUUUGAGGCCCACGAAGCCCUUGCUUAUAUGGGACUUACCAAGUUUAAGAGUUGCGUGCACAAGGAAUGGAACUCCUUGACAGCGUAAAGGCAAACAUGACCGAAACUUUCUUCUCCCUUACUCUAUCCUGACAAACAUUCUGAGGAGUCACAGGAGUACAGGCUUGGCUGGGAUGAGGGACAUUCAUGGGGGCUUGGGGGUUGCUAAACAAACGGCAGGUGCGCCACGUACAAAAACACAAGACACAAAGACACUGAACCUGGAGGGGAGAGACUGAAAUGGUCAGACAACUGGCAUGCUGACAGUCUGAGUCUGACAUGCCCCAGCAGAAGCAGCAGAAGGGAACAGCACUGACCUUUGGGAGAGUGACAGGAUGAGAGCAGAGUGGCCCCACUGGUUGCUGCUUGGGUAGUGCUGGUGCUGAGAAGGGAUGCUGCCUGAGGUGGAGGUGUGUUUUUGUGUAGUAUGACUGAGGGUUCCUGCAGGCAGUGCCUCAGUUUCUCCCUUUGGGUCAAGGUCUCAAGCUUUGCAGGUAAAGAUUGGGCUAGCUGCCCUGGAAGAUCACCUGUCUAAUAGCUUGCAAUCUGAGGUGUGUGUGUGCACGUGCAUGAGAGGGAGCGGAACGUGCCUGAGCAUGGGGGGGACUGGGCCAUGCCCCAGGACUUGAGCCAUCUCUGGCACAAAAGGAGUUAAUGGCAGGGACCGCGCCCCCCCGUGUCCGGGCACGCGCAGCGCGCCCCCUCGGUGCGCGGGCACAGCAGCCAGGCUGCCGGAGAGCUGAUCUCGGGGAUUCGGGUGCGGAGCCCUUGGCCUGGAGGCGAUAUGGGUGGUCCGUGGCCCGGUUCAGUCGCUUGCAGCAGCCCGGGGAACAGUGUCCCGGAGUGAGGUUGACAAUCCCACCCUGUCCUGAAGUGGAGGUCCCUGUGUGGGCUUACCAGGUCCCAAGGGCUACACAGCUCCGUUCAAGCAGCAUGCCCGGGGACCUGAGCUCCAUCUUUGUUUCUCCCCACCCCCUGGCUGUCACACGCUACUCUGGCUCCAGCCGACCCUGAUGAACCUCUUUGGCUGUGGGGUUGAAGUUGGGCACCGGGAACUUGCAGUGGCAACAACUGUCACUGUCAAACCCCUUGGAUUUUCCAGCCAUGGCCAGGCACGUAGAAUGGUUCUGAUUGGCAGUGGAUCAUCUGCCUGUCUGGCCCUGAGGGAGUCCCCUUUCUGAAGCUGUGGUGCUUGGACGACCUGCUCUCUACGUUGCUGGGCACCUGUAGGUGUCCCUCGAGAGCUCAGUUUUGAGGUUCAAGUCAGUGUGGCCAUGAAGGGGCUGCCUAUUGGGCUGAUGCUGUGACCCUGGAGUCUGCCUCUCCUGCCAGUCCCCCUGCCCGGAACAUGUGGCUGCGGCUUGGCCCGCCCUCGCUGUCCCUGAGCCCCAAGCCCACGGUUGGCAGGAGCCUGUGCCUCACCCUGUGGUUCCUCAGUUUGGCGCUGAGAGCCAGUACCCAGGCCCCAGCACCCACAGUCAACACUCACUUUGGGAAGCUAAGGGGUGCCCGGGUACCACUGCCCAGUGAGAUCCUGGGGCCUGUGGACCAAUACCUGGGGGUGCCCUACGCAGCUCCCCCGAUCGGCGAGAAACGUUUCCUGCCCCCUGAACCACCCCCAUCCUGGUCGGGCAUCCGGAACGCCACACACUUUCCCCCAGUGUGCCCCCAGAACAUCCACACAGCUGUGCCCGAAGUCAUGCUGCCAGUCUGGUUCACUGCCAACUUGGAUAUCGUCGCUACUUACAUCCAGGAGCCCAACGAAGACUGUCUCUACCUGAACGUCUAUGUGCCGACGGAGGAUGUAAAGCGGAUUUCCAAGGAAUGCGCCCGAAAGCCCAACAAGAAAAUUUGUAGGAAAGGAGGAUCCGGCGCUAAGAAACAGGGCGAGGACUUAGCGGAUAAUGACGGGGAUGAAGAUGAAGACAUCCGGGACAGUGGUGCUAAACCCGUCAUGGUCUACAUCCAUGGAGGCUCUUACAUGGAAGGGACAGGCAACAUGAUUGAUGGCAGCGUCCUCGCCAGUUAUGGCAAUGUCAUCGUCAUCACCCUCAACUAUCGGGUUGGAGUGCUAGGUUUCCUGAGUACUGGAGAUCAGGCUGCCAAGGGCAACUAUGGGCUCCUUGACCAGAUCCAGGCCCUCCGCUGGGUGAGCGAGAAUAUUGCCUUCUUCGGGGGAGACCCCCGCCGGAUCACCGUCUUUGGCUCGGGCAUUGGUGCAUCCUGCGUCAGCCUCCUCACGUUGUCACACCACUCAGAGGGACUUUUCCAGAGAGCCAUCAUCCAGAGUGGCUCUGCUCUGUCCAGCUGGGCUGUGAACUACCAACCAGUGAAGUACACCAGCCUGCUGGCAGACAAAGUGGGCUGUAAUGUGCUGGACACCGUGGAUAUGGUGGACUGUCUUCGGCAAAAGAGUGCCAAGGAGCUGGUAGAGCAGGACAUCCAGCCAGCCCGCUAUCACGUGGCCUUUGGCCCUGUGAUUGAUGGUGAUGUCAUUCCUGAUGACCCUGAGAUCCUCAUGGAGCAGGGCGAGUUCCUCAACUAUGACAUCAUGCUAGGUGUCAAUCAGGGCGAGGGUCUCAAGUUUGUGGAAGGGGUGGUGGACCCUGAGGAUGGUGUCUCUGGCACUGACUUUGACUAUUCUGUCUCCAAUUUUGUGGACAAUCUGUAUGGCUAUCCUGAGGGUAAGGACACCCUGCGAGAGACCAUCAAGUUCAUGUAUACAGACUGGGCAGACCGUGACAACCCUGAGACCCGCCGUAAAACACUGGUGGCACUCUUCACUGACCACCAGUGGGUAGAGCCCUCAGUGGUGACAGCCGAUCUGCACGCCCGCUAUGGCUCACCUACCUACUUCUACGCCUUCUAUCAUCACUGCCAGAGCCUCAUGAAGCCUGCUUGGUCAGAUGCAGCUCAUGGGGAUGAAGUACCCUAUGUUUUUGGGGUUCCUAUGGUAGGCCCCACUGACCUUUUCCCCUGCAACUUCUCCAAGAAUGAUGUUAUGCUCAGUGCUGUCGUCAUGACCUAUUGGACCAACUUUGCCAAGACUGGGGAUCCCAACAAGCCGGUCCCCCAGGACACCAAGUUCAUUCACACCAAGGCCAACCGCUUUGAGGAAGUGGCCUGGUCCAAAUACAAUCCCCGAGACCAGCUCUACCUUCACAUCGGGCUGAAACCAAGGGUCCGAGAUCAUUACCGGGCCACUAAAGUGGCCUUUUGGAAACAUCUGGUGCCCCACCUAUACAACCUGCAUGACAUGUUCCACUACACGUCCACCACCACCAAAGUGCCGCCUCCGGAUACCACCCACAGCUCCCACAUCACCCGCAGGCCCAAUGGCAAGACCUGGAGCACCAAGCGGCCAGCCAUCUCACCUGCCUACAGCAACGAGAAUGCCCAGGGGUCCUGGAACGGGGACCAGGAUGCAGGGCCACUCCUGGUGGAGAACCCUCGUGACUACUCCACUGAAUUAAGUGUCACCAUCGCCGUGGGGGCCUCCCUCCUGUUCCUUAACGUUCUGGCCUUCGCUGCCCUCUACUACCGUAAGGACAAACGGCGCCAGGAACCCCUGCGGCAGCCUAGCCCUCAGCGGGGAGCCGGGGCCCCGGAAUUGGGAGCUGCUCCAGAGGAGGAGCUGGCAGCGUUACAACUGGGCCCCACCCACCACGAGUGUGAGGCCGGUCCCCCCCAUGACACGCUGCGCCUCACUGCGUUGCCCGACUACACCCUGACCCUGCGGCGCUCCCCAGAUGACAUCCCACUCAUGACCCCCAACACCAUCACUAUGAUCCCCAACUCCCUCGUAGGGCUGCAGACAUUGCACCCCUAUAACACCUUUGCUGCAGGGUUCAACAGUACCGGGCUACCCCACUCACACUCCACUACCCGGGUAUAGCUCCAGCUCAGAGCACAGCCAAUGUCCCGGCUCCCUCCCUCCCAGAUCCAGGAACACAUGCACACACACACACACACACACACACACGCAGACACACACGCACACACAUAUAUGUAUACGCACGCACCCACACCCUACAGCAGACCCACCCGCACAAACAUAGACAGAUGUGGACAUGCACCCGCAUGUACAAAAACACAAAUACGGAAGUAAACCUGAACAAACCCUUUAAAUGGGGACGCAGAUGAGUCCUUGGGAAACCGAGGACCCAUGAAACAGCAGCUGAAGCCAGCUCCCUGAGCCUGACCACAGACACUCCUGGGGGGCCUGAAAGCAACAGCUGGACACCCCCUUGGUGCUCGCCUUCGGCCUCUCUUGGAACUGCACCACCGACCAACUCCAGACUUGGGAGCUUUAAAGAGCAGAAUAGCUCUUCCUCCCCAGGACUUGGUCUUUUUUCUGGGUCUUGUUUUGUUGAUUUUUCUUUUUUAAUUUUGGAACAAAUGCUUUUCCAACCCGUGAGUGCUAAGAGGCUCUGGAAGGGAGGGCUCCAGGCCCGAAGGUCUCUCUGGCUCUAGGACCCCCCAGUGCUCACACAAUCAGACCAAGGAACAGGACCCCCAGAAAGGAAACAGAUUCAAGCAAGACCAUGGGGUGGAAGGAGAAAGGGGCUAGCGCUGGAUGGGGCUGGAGGGCCGUCGGGGAGAGAUCUCCAACGCUCUCUGUGUCCGUGUGGAGGGCUGCAGAGCCUGCAGGGUGACCUGCUUCCCCAGAAGCCAACAGUGUUGGCCUGGCCAGACCAGGGGACCUUAGAUUUGGGGAACAAGGUACUACGGAAGCCACAUCACUAUUGGGCCCCCGGGUCUGAUCUGGGUUUUGCCUCUGCCCUUGGGGAAAUGCUAUCAGAAAUUCACCCCAUUUUCUUUACAGUCUCUUUUGUGUCUGUCAUUUCUCUUUCAAAAAAGGCGGUGUUUUUGUUGUUGUUGGCUUUUUUUUUUUUUUUUAAAGAAAAGUUCUUAAAACACUAACGGAAACCCAUGGAGUUUGUCCUUUGUAAAAAUUUUAAACACAGUGUCUUGAUAUAAAAAUAAAAAAUCCAGUUAGCACUCCCAA
Messenger RNA from Cercocebus atys (sooty mangabey), 5946 nucleotides. It is a transcript of the gene NLGN3, whose product is annotated as neuroligin 3. Gene Ontology annotation, cellular component: cell surface; postsynaptic specialization membrane; synapse. The record is from RefSeq and is a predicted model, not a curated record. Gene Ontology annotation, biological process: presynaptic membrane assembly; synaptic vesicle endocytosis; neuron cell-cell adhesion. The transcript is spliced from 9 exons. NCBI's taxonomy places the organism in Eukaryota, Metazoa, Chordata, Mammalia, Primates, Cercopithecidae. Bases 2287 to 4833 code for a protein of 848 amino acids. Gene Ontology annotation, molecular function: signaling receptor activity; neurexin family protein binding.